GGACUUGGGAUUAAUCUCAUUAUUAAAGCGGCGCUUCGCACCAUGGAUGCCACCAUUUAUCAGAUCAUAUUUGGAGAGCUCGGAGACCUUAACUGUAGUUUGAUAGAUGCUUUUCAAGACACUUUUUUGGAAAACGCUUCAUUGUCACUGCUGAGCACUGAUGGUUUAUAUUGCAAUGCCACAACCGAUGAGAUUGGAACCUGCUGGCCACGGAGCAGCACCGGGAGGAUUGUAGAGAGACCCUGCCCUGAGUACAUCAAUGGGGUGAAGUACAACACAACGAGGAGUGCUUACAGGGAAUGCAUGGAUAAUGGGACGUGGGCGUUGAAGAGCAAUUACUCCAAUUGUGAACCCAUUUUGGAGGAGAAGAGAAAAUAUCCAAUGCAUUAUAAAAUAGCGCUGAUCAUCAACUACCUAGGCCACUGUAUCUCUGUGGGAGCUCUAGUCGUGGCCUUCAUUCUCUUCUUAUGCUUAAGGAGCAUACGAUGUCUACGAAACAUCAUCCACUGGAAUUUGAUCACCACCUUCAUACUGAGGAAUGUGAUGUGGUUUUUGCUUCAGUUGAUUGACCACAAUAUCCAUGAGAGCAAUGAGCCUUGGUGUCGAUUAAUUACAACAAUAUACAACUACUUUGUGGUUACAAACUUCUUCUGGAUGUUUGUUGAAGGAUGUUACCUUCACACAGCCAUUGUGAUGACUUAUUCAACCGACAAGCUCAGAAAGUGGGUCUUCCUUUUCAUCGGUUGGUGUAUUCCAUUCCCUAUAAUAGUAGCCUGGGCUAUUGGAAAGUUAUAUUAUGAAAAUGAACAAUGUUGGUUUGGUAAAGAACCUGGAAAAUAUGUGGACUACAUUUACCAGGGACCAGUUAUUCUUGUGCUUCUGAUAAAUUUUGUUUUCCUCUUCAACAUUGUAAGAAUUCUUAUGACCAAACUGAGAGCUUCUACCACAUCUGAAACGAUACAGUACAGAAAAGCUGUGAAAGCAACACUGGUCUUGCUACCUCUGCUGGGAAUCACCUACAUGCUCUUCUUUGUGAAUCCGGGGGAGGAUGACAUCUCACAAAUCGUUUUCAUCUAUUUCAAUUCCUUUUUACAGUCUUUUCAGGGGUUCUUUGUGUCAGUGUUUUACUGCUUUCUAAAUGGAGAGGUACGUUCUGCAGUGAGGAAACGGUGGCACCGCUGGCAGGACAACCAUGCACUCCGAGUGCGAGUGGCUCGAGCCAUGUCCAUCCCAACGUCUCCAACCAGGGUCAGCUUUCACAGCAUCAAACAGACCACAGCUGUGUGACCGGGGGAGGGAAACGAGCGCAUAAUCUCCUCUACACUAAGGGAUCAGACUUAAUCUUUUUGUCCAGUAUAAACAAUGAAUUGAUUCACAGAAGAGACUGAUAUCCUAGAUUCCGCCAACAAGGCCAUAGUGCGACGGAAGAAUCAUGGGGAAAUUUCUGUUGCCUGUUGAGAACAAUUGGCGUCUAAAGGAGUAAAAUGGACAUGGCGCAUGACAUUCUGUACAUGAGGAACGGGGGUAAAUGGGGGUAUUGAUUUUUCUGGAUUUUGGAGUAUUUAAAGACAUUAAAAUGGCAUCAUCAAACUGUCACAUCUAAACGUUGGCAAAAAUCUUAUCGUCUGAUCUUACAAUGUUCUUAUCGCUGUCAUCUUACUGCUAAGUGGUUAUUAGGCAAGAUAAUCCUACGGGAUUUGUAGCAGGAUACAUCAGCAGCUCACACACUUGUAAGCAUGCUGCUCCAUUGUUACUUAGUGGAAGGGAAACAAGGAAUAUUUGCAUUUUAAUUAGACACAUUGACCAUGAUGCAUUCAAAAUGUUGCCCAAACAACCAUUUGUAUUUAGCAUGAUGAAUAUCAAAAUGCAGAAAGGCUCUUUGAGUUAAUCAGUGCUCUUUGGCAUCGACAGCUUCUUUUGACAGCUAAAAAAGAGGCUUUGGGGAAGAAGUGGGUUCGCCUGAAUUAAAUAUCAAAAACUGUACUUUAUAAAAGGUAUGAGAUUUAAAUGAGGCACUGCUCUCUCUUGAGGAAAGGGGAUUAAGAAUAAUUUAAGUGAAAGUGAACAAUUGGUACCCACCAAAGCACAGUCACAACAUGCUGUGAUAUGUUUUGGUCAAUGUGAGCUGACUAUUUUACACAGAUAAGCCAUUCUAAUGAAGCCUUCAAAUGUUUCCUCAAAGUAGUCAGAGUCUCUGGAUUCUUCUUGAAGUCUGUGUUCUUUUAUACAAUGAUACAUUUUUAGUCUGUAUACUGUUGUAAACAUUGUUAAAAUACUUGUUCACAAACUAAGCUUCCUCUAAAGGCUUUCUCUGAGCUUUUUGUUUCCACCACAAUUUUUGCUUCCCAUUUGUUGGAUUUUUUUUAUCCACAAAGAAGGAGGGUGUGAAUAUAAAGAACAAUUUAACAUGUUAUGUGUUUGAACUCCCAGAGGCUGAUGGAUGAGCGGUCCCAAAUUAAAUCUGUGUAGAUCAGAUAGUAUAAAUACAUUAUCUUAUGGAGUUGGAACAGUGAUUAUAAGGCAUUUAUGUAAUGUAUAUGCAUGCUAAGUGCCAUGCAUGGAUUUAUCAUGCAGGCACAGUGGAAGCAGCUUAAAGUCUUGGCUUUACGAAAUCCUUGUGGCUUUCUCUUAAUCAGUGUCACAACUAAGCUUCUGGUUCAAGAGAAGAUGAGCUAGAUGAAGUGAGCACCAAUUGCUUCCCUUAAUGCUUGCCCUGGUCAGGUCAACAUGCUGCCUUCCUCUAACACCAGCACUUACAUCUGCUUCGGCUGCUCAGACAAUAAUAACAAGAACCAUCUAUUUGCAGUGACCCCAAAUUACUGUUGUACUCUGCAGCAGGAUAAACAAGGGGAGAGGUAAAAUUAGUUUUGAAAAGAAUUUUGAGAAAUGGAAAAGUCUGAAUUAUGUUGCAAGCUUAAGUUUUGAUGCAGAUGUUCCUUUAUGUGUCUCUAAAUUCACUAAAUAUCAUCUGAAGAGUAUUUUGGUUUGUCAGGUGGUAUAAUAAAGAAUGUUUAGAGGGAUAGUUUGACAUGUUGGGGAAAUAGGCUUCGUCACUUUCUUGCCAAGAGUUAGAUGAGAAGAUCCAUACCACUCACAUAUCAGUUAAAUAUGAAGCUACAGCCAGUAGUUAGGUUAGCUUAGCAUAAAGGUUGGAAACAGGGGUAAACAGCUGGCCAGACUCUGUCUGAAGUAAUCUCUGUUCCUCACUCCAGGAAGUCACUGCUCUCAGCCAAGAAAGAGUCUGGUAUAUAACCCCUCUCAAAACUGCAAAAUGCUGUUUUUUUUUACACUUCAAUGAAACAAACAAACAAACAAAC
This is a messenger RNA of Thunnus maccoyii (southern bluefin tuna), 3317 nucleotides long. It is a transcript of the gene crhr2, whose product is annotated as corticotropin-releasing factor receptor 2. Gene Ontology annotation, biological process: adenylate cyclase-modulating G protein-coupled receptor signaling pathway; long-term synaptic potentiation; cell surface receptor signaling pathway. The transcript has 12 exons. The record is from RefSeq and is a predicted model, not a curated record. Gene Ontology annotation, molecular function: G protein-coupled peptide receptor activity; corticotropin-releasing hormone receptor activity; corticotrophin-releasing factor receptor activity. Bases 43 to 1287 code for a protein of 414 amino acids. Gene Ontology annotation, cellular component: dendrite; axon terminus; plasma membrane. NCBI's taxonomy places the organism in Eukaryota, Metazoa, Chordata, Actinopteri, Scombriformes, Scombridae.